This is a messenger RNA of Rhineura floridana, 1089 nucleotides long. It is a transcript of the gene PRDX1, whose product is annotated as peroxiredoxin 1. Gene Ontology annotation, biological process: leukocyte activation; cell redox homeostasis; cellular response to stress. Bases 104 to 703 code for a protein of 199 amino acids. NCBI's taxonomy places the organism in Eukaryota, Metazoa, Chordata, Lepidosauria, Squamata, Rhineuridae. The transcript is spliced from 6 exons. Gene Ontology annotation, molecular function: thioredoxin peroxidase activity. Gene Ontology annotation, cellular component: cytosol. The record is from RefSeq and is a predicted model, not a curated record.
AACCAGAUGGGGGCAACGCUUGCAGGGCUGGGUGUUUUUGGUUCAAGCUACGACUGAUAGAGAUUUUUUUCUUUUUAGAAGACUCGUUUACUUUCGUCUCAGGAUGUCAUCAGGAAAUGCUUUCAUUGGGAAACCAGCCCCAGACUUUCAGGCUACAGCUGUAAUGCCUGAUGGGCAAUUUAAAGAUAUUAAACUCUCUAACUAUAGAGGGAAAUAUAUUGUGUUCUUCUUCUAUCCACUUGACUUCACCUUUGUCUGUCCAACUGAGAUCAUUGCAUUCAGUGACAGGUCUGAUGAGUUUACGAAAAUCAACUGUGAAGUGAUUGGUGCUUCUGUUGACUCUCAUUUCUGCCAUCUUGCCUGGAUUAACACACCUAAAAAACAGGGUGGAUUAGGCUGUAUGCGCAUUCCCUUGGUGUCUGACACAAACCGUGCCAUUGCUAAAGAGUAUGGUGUACUAAAAGAAGAUGAAGGCAUUUCUUACAGGGGCCUCUUUAUCAUUGAUGAUAAGGGGAUCUUGCGUCAGAUCACAAUCAAUGAUCUCCCUGUUGGCCGCUCAGUUGAUGAAACACUCCGACUGGUUCAGGCAUUUCAGUUUACUGACAAACAUGGAGAAGUGUGUCCUGCUGGCUGGCAUCCUGGGAAAGACACAAUCAAGCCUGAUGUUCAGAAGAGUAGAGAGUACUUCUCCAAGCAGAAAUAAAUAUGCUGUUUGUGUGAUUUUUGUACUGUAACCUGUGUAAGCACAAAAGCAAAACCAUCUUUGUCACUCUCUUUAUUUUUAAGAGUAGUAAUAUUGUGAUGUCAACUAACUGGUUUAUAGCUGCAGUCAGAAGCCAUUUAUUCUGGAUCAGUCCAAUUGACUUUACUAGGACAACUGCGGAAUAAAUGGAUUAUGGAUUGAUAUAGUGGUCAGUACUUAUAGCUAUUGUUAUAUGUCAUAUUGAUCUGAAACAAGACAGAACUUGCUCCUUGUGCUCGCGUGAAUAAGAAGGACCAAUACCAUGUACACUAUUGGCUCAGUGAUGCAUGUAGAAUAGUUGUUUUUCUGUGUUUUGAAUAUCAUUAAACUUGUGGAGAAAAAUGGGA